AUGAUAAGACAAAAGUCCGAAGACUACCACCUGGAUGGGCCACCGGACCGUUCGGGUGGUAAUGGAGGUGGUGGUGGCGGUGAAGGACUCACAUCACCCGGGAUGAAGCGCAAAAACGAGUCCACAUUUCGUCAGCUACAGAACGAUGUGAUGGGUAAGGCUCGCUCGACACUGAGCACCCUCGGCGACGUGUGGAAGACGAGCAAGAGCACACUGUCCGGUAGUGGCGGUACGUCAUCGGCCGGUGGAGGACAAAUGGCGGAACAGUAUCACGAUACCGGUGGUGGUGGCGACGGUGGUUACGAUGGUGGCGGUGAUAUGCAGGGCGGAGUCGAAGCACAGUUCUCCACACCUCCGCGGAGUCCCAAAUCGGCAAAAGACAAGAGCUCGCUUGAUUUCUUCCUGUGGCCGAAGGGUAAGAGCAAAGAUGGAUCGUCCAAGAGCAGCCAGAAGAAGGAUAAAUCGUCCAAAAACCAACCGGCGACGGGGUAUGGUGGUGGAGACACUCGAGGCACCAAAGAACCGUCGGGGACGGGUACGAUCCGUAAGCCCGGACCGGGACCUGGCGCUUCCGGAGCACGUGGAGGUCCGCCGAACCAUCAUCAGCAGCAACCCAUCACUUCCAGCACCCAACAUUACCAGCAUUCAUCGAGGGUGAUGAAAUAUCGGUACGAUUAUCCCGACAGUCCAGGUCAGGACUUCCGACAACGGUCACUGGACGAAACGAGUGAAUACAGCAGAUCGAUGGAAGACAAUAUGGCGUAUGUAGGCCGUGAGGAACAAGGUGGUCUCGCCUCGGACCGUUACGGCGAAUACUACUCCGACAGUAAGGGACGACCGAAGUCAUACAAUGAGAAAUAUUCCUCCCAGUACUAUGACUACUCCCCGGGCUACGAUCACCCACAUGCUUCCUCCUCACGAUCACACCCCCGAUCUCACCAACGAAAUGCGUUCGAGUACGACGACCCGGAGGACCAAGAUGAUCUCGAUAGGCCACCAAGCCCUGGACAGGGAGCUAGCUCCACCACCACCACCACCACUAGUCAAUCGAACUUACGCAAAUCCACCGGAGCUCCGGGCACCUCCAACAUGUCUUCCAAUGCAGCCGCUUCACCACCCGUCCAAAAGCACAUCCUGUUCAAUGAAGAAAACGACAUCCUCUACUUCAAGGAAAACCAGCGACCUUCCAAGACAAAGUCCCUGAACGAUCAUCAAAGCCGGACGGAUAAGCAACAGCAGCAACACUCGGGCAUACGAGGACCCGCCAAAUCUGCCUCCUACCCUAAAGAUGGACAUCAUCACCAUCAUCUCCAGCAGCAGCAGCAGCAGCAGCAACAGCAACUUUCUCCUGCACAACCACUCCUACCUGCCCCAUCUGCACUGCGUAAAGUGUCACGGGACGAGCGACAGCAGCAGCAACAGCAACCAACUCCUCAACAACGGUCAGCCCCAACGACUCCCUCUUCCAACAACGAACCAAACAUCAUACGAGCGACAUUAAAGUUAGAAAAGUUGUCCAGUACUGGUGCACCUCUCGGGAACACUGAACAGCAGCAGCAGCAGCAACAACAACAACUGCAGCAGCAGCAGUCGGACUCUCCCAAACCGAAGGGCAUCCAGAAGCAGUUCAGUACGAUUGUUAAUCUCCCACGGGGGAUGAGUAGCACCUUACCGCGUGGCGGUGCACUCGAGUACGGCUCCAAGGCCGACGGUCGCACCGGAACGAUUCCCGAGGAAAAUAUGGUUGGAGAAAGCGAGAAGCGAACGACCGGACGGAAGAUUUGCUUCCAGGACGAACCGGUGGACGUGAGCGAACGUGUCAAGUGUCAAACCUUGCCCCGCAGUGCGGCACGCAGUUCCGUACGGACGUCGACGAUAAAAUCCACCACGGAACCAAACAUCGAUCCCAGUGUGAACGAAUACUUGGACACGGAUAUGACCCUACCGCGCAGCGGGAGUCUUGAUUCGGACCUAGAGUCACAAGCCAUGCGGAUUGUCAGAACCGUUGGCCAAGCAUUCGAAGUGUGCCACAAGCUGACCAUACAGGACAGCGGAGACAACCUCGGUGACGACCACUCGGAACUGUCACCGUGCGAUGUUUCCGAACAGGAUCGGUGCUCUGAUCGCAUCAGCGAAGAUGACGAUAUCAAAAAAGAUCCGGCGAUAGCGACACACCACGAUUCGCCCCGUUUGACUCGACCGGACCAUUUGGAUCUGGCGAUGUUGGCCCCGGUACCGUCGUCACCAGCCGCCACCAGCAGUACCAGUCUGCAGCGAUCGUCCACAGCACAGGAAAAGGAACCACCCGAGGUGGGAUCAUCAUCGUUGGCCAAAUCCUCCCCGCUGUCGGCAUCGCGCGAAAUGACGAACCUGCGGGACCAGCUCGAUCAGCAGCAGCAACAAACGCGCCAAGUGCUCGCCCAGUUGAUGCUCGUCCGUGAGCAGCUCAUCUCGGAAACAAACGCCCGCAUGGAGGCUCAGGCACGUAUCCAGCAGCUGCUGCAGCAGAAUCGUGAGCUAUUAGAGCACAUUGCAUCCCUCGGUGGCUAUCACGAACCGGACCGACCGGGAUUGUCGGCUACCGCCAUCGGUAUCGCACCUCAGUUUUCCUUCUUGCAGCAGCAGCAACAGCAACAGCAGCAGCAGCAACAGCAGCAGCAGCAACAACAACAGCAGCAACAAUUGACUGAGCUGCUCAAUCUCGGCGCAGCGGGCCUGAACUUCACGCCUGCCCUGCAGCAACUGCACAAACUGCAAUCGCUUGCUGGCUUGGUCGCUGGAACCGGCCCCACCGCACCAACCAACCCACUGGCCGCCCAGCAGGAACUGUACAAGCUGAACCAAACGCUGCUGACACAGCUGUCUGGCGGUGCUUUCCCUGGUGCGUUCUAUCCCGGUGCCAUUCCGACCAGCAUCGCCCCGACCGGUGUAUCCCCGGGCGGAGUAGCCGCAACAGGCAUGCCAAACUUUAUGUUUGCCAACCCGAAUGCGGCCGCUUACGGGACUGGUUUGGGAGGCUCCUCGAGUAAACCGCCGUCCGCAGAUAGUUCAAGCAAGAACUCACCAACGGCAACUUCGUCCGGAUCGGGAAGGCUUAUCGGUGGGGGAACGGGUGGCGGAUUUCUAGCUGACACUGGUCAGCGCUCAAACCGCCCUUCGUAUGCGUCCUCCACGUCCACCCUGUUCGAUGAGCUUCGGUUGGCCCGUAGCCUGGAGAAGGGCAUGGAAUCGCUCCGGAUGGAAGACGAAGGAUCGAGCCCAUUCAUUAAGCCACUGUCCCAGGUCGGCACGCUUACCACAAUCGAUCCGGACGGCAAGGUGAAGGUGGUGGUACCGAUUAAUACAAACGAGCAGAUGGGUUCCACCACCGGUCAGUUGCAGCAGCAGCAGCAACAGUUAGACAUUCCGGCGGUUGGACCAAGCCGGAAGUCGGCCUCCUUCUCGGAGCUACCGACCGGGGCUAGCGGCAGUUCGGGCACUAGCGGCACGGCAAGUCAAGAGGGUAGCACCCGGAACGUUUCUAUACUGAAGGACACAUCACGCAGCAAGACAUCCAUUCCGAGCCUGGUCACGCUUAAGGUAACGGACGAGAGCGGUACCACCGUCACGAGGAAGCUACCGGCGACGCCCAGCUUCAUCACACGCAGCACCAGCGAGAAGGUGCCCAACCGCAGCCAGAUCAUGAGCCAGGUUCAACGCACCCAGUGGGCUCGUCACACCACCAAGUAG
Messenger RNA from Anopheles marshallii, 3729 nucleotides. RefSeq names its product formin-J. The transcript has 6 exons. Lineage: Eukaryota; Metazoa; Arthropoda; Insecta; Diptera; Culicidae. Bases 1 to 3729 code for a protein of 1242 amino acids. The record is from RefSeq and is a predicted model, not a curated record. Gene Ontology annotation, molecular function: nitric-oxide synthase binding.